This is a messenger RNA of Symbiodinium sp. CCMP2592, 1537 nucleotides long. The record is from the annotation of a GenBank genome assembly. Lineage: Eukaryota; Dinophyceae; Suessiales; Symbiodiniaceae.
AUGCCGCCUCUGGACCUAACCAAAGUCGGGAGGAAGAGCUUCGUGUCACAACAUGGGUUGGCAGAGGUUUUACGUGCAGUGAAGGAAGCAGAUUCCUUGCCAGCUGGCAUCAGUCAAAGCUCCGUGAAGCGGGCCCGGGACAAGAGAAUGGCAGCUGAGACACCAUUCGGUCCAAUGAUCAAACAGUGGAAACUCGGAAAGAGAACUGGAGGAGAGAUUGCAAUCGACUAUUUGGAUCCGGCCGCCUGCCCCUGGCAUCGGCUGAACUGUUGCGAGCUGUUUCGAAGCUUCAUGCUGGAGAUGUUGCACAGGAAGCAAGCCACCAUCAAUUCCCGAUGGGGGAUAGUGCUGUAUUCCGACGAAGUGUCGCCGGGCAAUCAACUUAAGGUUACGAAUGCUCGGAAGCUCCAAACUUUUUAUUGGAGCUUCCGAGAAUUCGGCACCAGCUUGACCCGCGAGGAUGCUUGGCUGCUGUUGACUACAGUGCGAUCCAAGACGGUUGCAGAUCUGCCUGACGGGUUGAGUCAGCUCGCAAAGCACUGCAUGCUGAGCUUUAGCGAAGAUGACCGAGAUUUCCGUUUCGGGCUCGCCCUCCCAGGCAUGGUUUUGUGCGCUGAGCUUGCCAUCGUUGUCGCCGACGAGAGUGCACUGAAGCAUAUGUUUGAGUUCAAAGGUGCUUCCGGAAAGGUCCCGUGCAUGUUCUGCCGAAACAUUGUGUUGAGGCGAUAUGCUCCGACACCGCUGACCCCGGCAUUGGAGUUGCACACGUGUACCGACAGCAGAAAGUUUAAGCUCCACAGUCUCAACUCGCUCACGGCCACGGUGAACUUGCUGGCAUCGAAAGUGGAUGAGACUUCGCGGAAAGACUUUGAGGAGAUGCAGACCCACCUCGGCUUCAACCAUUCUCCUCAGGGGGUUUUACUUUGCGAACCCCUCAUGGCCAUGUUCGACCCCACCAAAGGUGUGAUGUUCGACUGGGCACACGUGUUCUGUGUGGCCGGACUUUUCCACCUAGAAGUCAAUUUGCUUCUGGGCAGGCUCAACCAGGAGAGGGUGAAGCAGGAGGUCAUUCACCAGGCUCUUCAGGAGUAUUCUUUGCCAUCUUACCACGAAGGCAAAGCGAGUACCAUCAAGAGCAUAUUCCAGCCGAAAAAGGGCGACUCCGAUUGGAAGAGCUCGGCCAGCGAAGCUCUCGGGGUGUAUCCAAUCCUCCGGGACAUCAUCCAUCGCAUCAGGGAGACAACAGAGCUGUCGGCAGAUUGUUUGGGUGCCAUUAGCUCGUUCCUUUUACUUUGCCAGUGCUUAGACCUCCUCCAGUUGACCUUGCAUGGGGGUGUGGAGCCAGCAGCUCUCCGAACGGCUGUACAGGCACACUUGGCCAAGUAUCAGGAGGUGUAUCCUGACGAAACUUUUUUGCCGAAAGGGCACAUGGCGAUGCACCUUCCAGGACAACUCUCGCAACACGGGAUGCUCAUCUCUUGCCUGACACACGAGAGACGCCACAAAGAGUUGAAGCGCUACGCAAACAACCAGAACU